Messenger RNA from Penicillium odoratum, 1488 nucleotides. Its product is annotated as Zn(II)2Cys6 transcription factor domain-containing protein. Gene Ontology annotation, biological process: regulation of DNA-templated transcription. The record is from RefSeq and is a predicted model, not a curated record. The transcript has 3 exons. Gene Ontology annotation, molecular function: zinc ion binding; DNA-binding transcription factor activity, RNA polymerase II-specific. Bases 1 to 1488 code for a protein of 495 amino acids. NCBI's taxonomy places the organism in Eukaryota, Fungi, Ascomycota, Eurotiomycetes, Eurotiales, Aspergillaceae.
AUGCGCCAAACGCUCCGUCGGUCCUGUGCUGCGUGCUCAAAGUCUAAAAUUAGCUGCGACCUUCGCACACCCCGCUGCUCGCGUUGCAACAAGCGUCAAAUUCAAUGUGUCUACGCCAAUGAACCCUGGGCGGCGCCGGCGGGCCCCGGGAGAAGAGAGAGAGCCCUAACAAAACCUAUGGAUUUAUCCGUUUCAUUGAACGACUGCACUUUUGGAUCGCUCGAUCCAUUCGAUUCUUAUCCACAAACAAGAUUUCCGCGGGAACAAGUCCAACGUCUUAUAUACGGCUUCCUUCAUAAAAUUGCCUUUCAAUACUACCCUCUCGACAUGAGCACAACCUCGAAUCCGUUCCUUGUCUCCUGGUGGCCGCUUGCUCUCGGCGAUCCGGCUUUAUUUCAUGUUUCCUUACAAACAGCAUGCCUUGAUGAAGAGUUGUUAGCACAAAAAGGCUUUCAAUCCUCAGAACUUCUCAUGGCUGACUCUGUCGCUUUAUUGCGUCGCAAAGUUGAGAAUAUGUCACUGGCUGUACAGGACGGCACUAUGAACUCUGUCAUCACAUUGGCAGCCAUCGAGGUAGGAUCCACCCUUCUUUCAUCUAGGCCAGCCACUGACAAUUCAACCUUUAAGUUUGGCAAAGGAAACAUUAAUGUCAGCCAGAUGCAUGUGGAUGGAGUGAAGAAAUUGGUCAAUAUGAGAGGUGGCAUCAAUUCAGUGAGGCAGACAAGUCCACUCACUGCGCGAAUGGUCAGCUGGGUGUCGAUGCUCAUCAUGGGUCAUCCUCAAUUCGAUACUCAAGACGACGUCGGCCUCGGAGAUGGUAUACCAUGCAUCCCGGAAUGGCAACUCGACACAACCGCCCUUGACGGUUUAAUCGGUUUUGAUAAUAUUGACGUCGACUAUGACGUCUGGAAUGUUUUCAUACGUCUACGCAGCGUGUUAGAACGAUCACAUCUUAUGUCUUUCUCAUCAACACAACUCCACGACCUCACCUGCUUUGUCAUACACCGACUUUUACGCCCCACCCCGAACACGGAAAACACCCAACCGUCACCAAUCACGGAAUCUCUUCGCUACUCAAUUAUAAUAUAUAUGCUCAUCGUCCAGGGGCCAACAUACUACUCACAUGCAGUCAUUAUGAAUACUAUGGUCACCCGGUUUGUGGAAUUUUUCAGACAACUUGAGUUAGCACCUCGUGUGUAUGAUUCACUUGAUGUUUGGUUUAUUUCAAUCGGGUUGUUGACUACCAUGGGCACAUCCAACUACGCAUGGUUUGUUGAGAAAGCACAGACCGUCUCAGCAUAUUUACAGUUGGAUGAUUUCAAUGAUGCCCUCGUCCAAAUUAAGAGUGUCAUGUGGCUGGAAACACCACGGGCUGAUGAAAACUUUCGGUCCCACUGGGACAAUAUUUUUCAUGUUGAGAACACACCACAGUCUCUGCAACUCACAUUUAGUGUCUCCCCCAGCAACAGCAGCGCGGGGAUCUUAUAA